Aureobasidium namibiae CBS 147.97 is the source of this 957-nucleotide messenger RNA. Its product is annotated as NmrA-like family protein. The record is from RefSeq and is a predicted model, not a curated record. NCBI's taxonomy places the organism in Eukaryota, Fungi, Ascomycota, Dothideomycetes, Dothideales, Saccotheciaceae. The transcript has a single exon. The coding region runs from base 1 to 957 and encodes 318 amino acids.
AUGGCUCCUACGAUCCUCAUCGUGGGCGCGACAGGAAACACUGGCAGAGGUGUGACCGAGACUCUGCCUUCUUUGUUGAAGGCCUCAAACAGUCUCGCCGGUCACAGGGUCCUCGCCCUGACAAGAGAUGCUAAGGGUCCCGCCGCCCAGAAGCUUGCUACAAUCUCUGGAGUCGAAGUCGUCGAACAGAACUGGACCGAAGUCACCGCCGAAUGGUUACGCCAGCACCAGGUCGUCCGCGCCUUCAUCGCAUCGCACAACGCACCUAAUCAGUUCAUCGAGGAAUCAGCCUUCCACGUCGCUGCCUUGAAUGCUGGCGUCGAGUAUGUUGUCCGCAUUUCCACUACCGCCGCCACUGUCCACCCGAACUUUGGCUCAUACUACCCACGCGCCCACUGGGCCAUCGAGGCUAUGCUCGCUACACCAGAGUUUGCCAACAUGAAGUUCACAUCUCUUCAGCCGAACGCUUACUUGGACGGCUAUCUCUAUGGCGCCGCUGCGUACAUCAAGCAAUACAAAGAGACCGGUCAGCAGGGCACUCUUAGCCUUAUGAUGGCGGAAGACACACCUGUCGCACCGAACGAUCCCAGCGAGGUUGGAGCCAUCGCGGCCCAUCUUCUUGCUGUACAAGAUCCUGGCUCUCACAACGGCGCCAAGUAUGUCAUCAAUGGUCCCAAGGAUAUUACUGGUCAACAGAUUGUGGAUAUGGUCGAGCAGCAUAUCGGUACGAAAGUGCAAGAUGUGGUUUACCAGGAUCUAAGCUUCUUGGACGGACUUGUGGCCAGCGGAUUUGGCGGGCCUGGACAGUCGAAGACUGUCAUGGCGUCCAUGAAGUAUGGUCUGAUGGUUAUGUGGGAUGGUUCCUGCAAUGCCGCAGGUACGAGCAAGGAAGUUCUCGAGAUUGGCGCACCGAAGCGCACUCCAUCCGAGAUGCUUGAUCGCUUGCUACAAUUCUAG